CUAGCAGCCUGAAGAAAAACUGUAAAUGUCACUACCAGCAGCGCCGCUUCCGUCCUGUUUGACUUGUUUCCCUCGUGCUGAGUUUCAGCGUGUGACAGCCUGUGCAGAAUUUGAUGCUGCUUUAGGAUAUAUUGCGCAAUUUCCCGUUUGUUUGUUUUUUUUAAAAGGCACAUUGCGGUAAUGGAGUGUCGUGUGCUGUCCAUUCAGAGUCAUGUUGUCAGGGGAUACGUGGGGAACAAGUCGGCAACAUUCCCGCUGCAGGUUCUGGGCUUUGAAGUGGACUCCAUCAACUCUGUACAGUUCUCCAAUCACACAGGCUAUGGCCACUGGAAGGGACAGGUCCUGACAGCAGAGGAGCUGAAUGUGUUGUAUGAGGGCAUCAAGCUCAAUAAAGUGAAUCACUAUGACUACAUCCUCACAGGGUACAGCAGGGACACGUCCUUCCUGGAGACGGUGGUUGAUAUUAUUCAGGAGCUGAAGAAGGCCAAUCCCAGCUUAGUGUAUGUCUGUGAUCCUGUUAUGGGAGACCAGGGCGUUAUGUACGUUCCAGAGCACCUGCUGCCCGUCUACAAGGAUAAAGUAGUGCCUUUGGCCGACAUCCUCACCCCCAACCAGUUUGAAGCAGAACUGUUAACUGGCAGGAAGAUUAACACAGAACAAGAUGCUGUUGAGGUGAUGGACUUACUUCAUAAAAUGGGUCCAGAGACGGUGGUUCUCACAAGCACUGACCUGCCCUCAAAACUGGGGGACCAGUUCCUGGUGGCCCUCGGGAGCCAAAAAAUAACAAAACCAGAUGGGACCAACUCUAUUCAGAAAAUCUGCAUGGACAUCCCCAAAGUUGAUGCUGUAUUUGUGGGAACAGGAGACCUGUUUGCUGCCCUGUUGCUAGCCUGGACUCACCACCACCCCAACGACCUUAAGGCUGCCUGUGAAAAGACGAUUUCAGUAAUGCACCAUGUGAUUAAGAGGACCAUUACUUAUGCCCAGGAGGUGGCUGGCCCCGGGAAAAGGCCCACUCCUGCACAGCUGGAGCUGAGGAUGGUUCAGAGCAAGGCCGACAUCGAGAAUCCUGCCAUAGUAGUGGAAGCUAAGGUUUUGCAGAAGUCUUCACACUGAAGACUGUGAUCAUUCUAUGCUGUGCUGGUACAGGUCUGCUUCAAAUCGGGGCCAGUUGGGAUUUUCACAUCAAAAGACCGUCACUUGUCUCUGCCUUACAGAAUCUCUUGAGGAGGGGGUACCACUAUGUUUUCAUGAGUGGUCAACAGGAUUUCUUGUAUGUACAUUCUGCUCACAAACACACUGGAAUUACUGCCAUAUGUGUCUGUAUUUGGCCUGUGUAUACAUCCUGCCCUUCCAAACAAAAAAUGGACAUAAGUGAUGUUUAGUUUUAAUAUAGUGAAAUACUGUCUUGAAUAAAAAAAACAACUCAUUCCCGUUAAAAAGAACCACCAACGACGUAUGCAUGACCAUGACUUGACUAGCUUUGACUGUGGUCAAAACUAGUCACUUGUACGUAUAGUAUUUUGCUUACAAGGCAUAAGCACAUUCAUUUACUAUUGUUAUAAAAUUAAAAAAUGCUCAAGGCAUAGUGUGUAAGCACUGUGCGAAUUUUACUGAAAUUAUUUUAAUAAAAUGUUAUGAAUGCAUGCAAUGUGCUUAAAAUCCACUUGAAUGUUUUAUCAAGUGUUGCUACCUUAUACAUUGAGAUUAGAUGCACUACGAGUGCUGGGACAUGUACUGUAGCUGACUUUAUUGUGGACAAACUGUAAUUUUAAUGAUAAUCAUGACAAUGAUUGAUGUCAAGCAUACGGUAGGACCUUUAAUCGAUUUUCUGAAAUGGUUUUUCACCUCCUUUUUUAAUUAUGCAACGCUUUCUUGAACUAGUUAGAUCCAUGUCUUAAACAUCUCAAAUUGAGGUAUUUGCACAGAUAAUCUAUUGACUUACAACCAUUGUUGCAUUUUCAGCCGUUGUCAUAUAUCAAGAAAAGAGUCGCACUGUUUAAUAGCCUUAACGAGGUUAGGAAAGACAAACUUUGAUUGUGAAUGUUUUUGUGCUCUAAUAAUUGAUCCUUACACAUAAUGUUAGAAAGUCAAGUGCCAAACCUCGAGCUGCUGCUCAGGUAUAGAGCAAUAUGUGAACAGAAAUAAUAAAUGAUUAGUCUUUUACUGAAA
Messenger RNA from Mugil cephalus (flathead mullet), 2172 nucleotides. Its product is annotated as pyridoxal kinase-like. Gene Ontology annotation, cellular component: cytosol. The record is from RefSeq and is a predicted model, not a curated record. The transcript is spliced from 11 exons. Lineage: Eukaryota; Metazoa; Chordata; Actinopteri; Mugiliformes; Mugilidae. Gene Ontology annotation, biological process: pyridoxal 5'-phosphate salvage. Gene Ontology annotation, molecular function: pyridoxal kinase activity. The coding region runs from base 181 to 1116 and encodes 311 amino acids.